Molecule: messenger RNA, 4737 nt
Organism: Melospiza georgiana
Lineage: Eukaryota; Metazoa; Chordata; Aves; Passeriformes; Passerellidae
Gene: KCNN3
Product: potassium calcium-activated channel subfamily N member 3
Exons: 8
Coding region: 104-2083 (659 amino acids)
Biological process (GO): potassium ion transmembrane transport
Cellular component (GO): neuron projection; neuronal cell body; plasma membrane
Molecular function (GO): small conductance calcium-activated potassium channel activity; calmodulin binding
Source: RefSeq, a predicted model, not a curated record
GAUAGCGGCGAGAGCAACGGAGCCCAUUCAUGAUCCAGCGAACGGCGCCGGUGGCGAGUAAAGCGGACCCGGUGCCCCGCAAAGCGGCGCCGGUCCCGCCGUCAUGGAGACAUCGGGGCAUCUCCACGAUUCGGGCGUGGGGGACUUGGAGGAGGACGGUCGGUGUCCCUGCCCGUUACCGGGGGAUGAACGGUCACCGCCGCCGCCCUCCGCGCUGCCGCCGCUCCAGCACAGCCUGUUGCACUCCUCGCCCGGGUCGCUACGGGCCCCUCCUCCUCCUCCCGCCGCCCCCGCCGCCCUCCACCCUUCCUCCCGCCACGGCAGCCAGCUCAACCUCGGCGACCACCCCGCGGGCUCCGGGGUGCCGAGCGGCAAGCACCGGCAGCCCAGCCCUCUGGUUCACCGGCGGGACAGCAACCCCUUCACCGAGAUCGCCAUGAGCUCCUGCAAGUACAGCGGCGGCGUGAUGAAGCCCCUCAGCCGGCUCAGCGCAUCCCGACGGAACCUCAUCGAGGCCGAGCCGGAGGCGCAGCCCCUGCAGCUCUUCGGUGCCGGCGAACCCCCCGAAAUUGUCGUCUCACGAGAGGACAACCAUGCGCCCGCCGCCCACCGUCCCAGCCGCCCGCCCGCCCGGCCGGCCCCCAGCACCUUUGCCAAGGGGCCCAAGCGCAAGGCACAGAACAUUGGGUACCGCCUCGGGCACCGCCGGGCACUGUUCGAGAAGAGGAAGCGCCUCAGCGACUACGCGCUCAUCUUCGGCAUGUUUGGCAUUGUCGUCAUGGUCAUUGAGACCGAGCUCUCCUGGGGGCUCUACUCCAAGGACUCCAUGUUCUCCCUGGCCCUGAAAUGCCUUAUAAGCCUCUCCACCGUCAUCCUGCUGGGCCUCAUCAUCGCCUACCACACCCGGGAGGUGCAGCUCUUUGUGAUCGACAACGGAGCUGACGACUGGCGGAUAGCGAUGACGUACGAGCGCAUCCUCUACAUCAGCCUGGAGAUGCUGGUCUGUGCCAUCCACCCCAUCCCCGGGGAGUACAAAUUUUUCUGGACAGCUCGCCUGGCCUUCUCCUACACCCCAUCCCGGGCAGAGGCCGAUGUGGACAUCAUCCUGUCCAUCCCCAUGUUCCUGCGCCUCUACCUGAUCGCCCGGGUGAUGCUGCUGCACAGCAAGCUCUUCACCGACGCCUCCUCGCGCAGCAUCGGGGCGCUCAACAAGAUCAACUUCAACACCCGCUUUGUCAUGAAGACUCUCAUGACCAUCUGCCCUGGGACAGUGCUGCUGGUCUUCAGCAUUUCCCUCUGGAUCAUCGCCGCGUGGACAGUGCGUGUGUGUGAGAGGUACCACGACCAGCAGGAUGUAACCAGCAACUUCCUGGGUGCUAUGUGGCUCAUCUCCAUCACCUUCCUCUCCAUCGGCUACGGGGACAUGGUCCCACACACCUACUGUGGCAAGGGAGUCUGCCUGCUCACUGGCAUCAUGGGUGCUGGAUGCACAGCACUGGUGGUGGCUGUGGUGGCCAGGAAGCUGGAGCUCACCAAAGCUGAGAAGCACGUCCACAACUUCAUGAUGGACACACAGCUGACCAAGAGGAUCAAGAACGCUGCAGCCAACGUCCUGAGGGAAACGUGGCUGAUCUACAAACACACCAAGCUGCUGAAGAAGAUCGACCACGCCAAAGUCAGGAAGCACCAGAGGAAGUUCCUACAAGCCAUCCACCAGUUACGGAGCGUGAAGAUGGAGCAGAGGAAGCUGAGUGACCAAGCCAACACCCUUGUCGACCUCUCAAAGAUGCAGAACGUGAUGUACGACCUCAUCACAGAGCUAAACGACCGCAGCGAGGACCUGGAGAAGCAGAUCAGCGGCCUGGAAUCCAAGCUGGAGCAGCUCAGUGCCAGCUUCAACUCCCUGCCCCUGCUGAUGGCUGACAUGCUGCGGCAGCAGCAGCAGCGCCUGCUCAGCGCCGUGCUGGAGGCCAGAGGGGUGGCUGUGCCCGUGGGCACCCCCCAGACACCCCUCUCUGAGAGCCCCAUCGGGGUCAGCUCCACCUCCUUCCCCACCCCUUACACGAGCUCGAGCAGCUGCUAAAACACAGCCCCUGAGCCCUGCUGGGGACGGGGGAAGCGUUUCCACACGGAUCUGUGAACUUCCCUCUGGCCCUCGAGCCGCUGCAGGAGCCUUCAGCUGGAGCCAGUAGUGGGACCAGCAGCGCCCGAGCGCCGCUCGGAGCUUUGCCAACGCCUUGGUUUGGGGAAUUGCAUCCCUCUUCAGGUGCCUCUACACGUGGUGAAGGAAGGGGACGGAAGGUGAUGCCUUGGGCCGGCCUGUGCCGCGGCGUCCGGUGGCAGAACGGGAAAAAACCCACGCUCAAUCUCAGGUCUUCACGUUUGAAAACAAAACAAAACAAACAAAGCAAAACAAAACAAAACAAAACAAAACAAAACAAAACAAAACACCGAGUCAGAAGCACUGAAGCAACGGAGACACCGGAGGGAGAGGUUUUUUCUCCCUGGGCCCCCUGCUCCUCUCAAGAUUGCCAAACCUCGCCAGGCAGGUGCCAGCGUGGGGAGGUUGGUGAUGAAGGCUCUGGCUGACGCUGCCCGUGCUCCAUUCCAUCUCCUAGCCACAGGACAGCCCCCUCACGCUGACAGCUGGGUGACAAUGUCUGACUGUGACCUUCCUGUGGAGUUCUCUGGAGCUGUGAGUGUUUUCUACCCAGAGAAGAACAAUGGACGCUUCUUCUUUCUGGUCCUCAGUGUCAUAUUCUGCCUGGAGACAAUGCCAGAGCCAGGAAAGCAGUGCCUACAGCGUGCAGGGCCACGCAGGGCUGUCCCCAGCCCACGUGUUGGUGGCCAGGGAUGGGGCUGGCAGGCCAGCUCGGGCACUGAGGGGGUCUCCAGGUGCUCACAUCACUGCCUGCUGGGAGCCUCCCAGCAUUCUGCAAAGCCAGUGGGCUCUUUGCAGCAGCCUCAGAAGUGCUGGAUGAACACCCCAUCAGCUCCAACUGUCUCCACUUGUGCUGGGAACAUCCAUGCCUGAGCCCAGCUGGCAAUGUCCAAUCCACCAGGAUCAAGCAGGAGCUCGCUGGCAAGUGAUGUGGUAGCAGGGGCAGGUGCUUCAUCUGUUUAAAACAAAGCCCACGGCCUUCGUGCCACUCCUGCUGGGUUUGGUGGAGGGCAGCAGCACUCUCUGGCACCGUCUGGCACAGGCGCUGCUGCCCAUGCCCGCCAAAGUGCAGCACCUCAGACCCCAUUUUACUUUUUUGCUGGUGUUCAGCUUCCUGAGGUACCCUUGGCAUCACCUGGCUGCUUCUGGAACCAGCCACUUUCUGGUUUGCUUUCACCAUUUCUCCCUUUUUCCUCCUCAGUUCUGCCCCAGUGUCACGCUCUGGCUUUCCUGCAUCCUUGCAUGGAGCCAUGCCAGGCUCUGACUUUGGGGCUGCUGUUUGCUGCUUUCCAUGAAAACUCAGCAGAGAGAAUAUUUCUAUAUUUUUUAAACAGAUGAAGUAACCGUGUAAUGACUCUGCAAUAUUAAUUACGCCUCACCCAGCAGUGUCAGUAAUUGUAAUCAGUCACUGUGUUACUCCAGGUAUACUCAGCCUGUAAUGCUCUCCUUUGUAACUUCUUCCCUUCCAUAAAUAAUGCUGGAUUUUGUGCACACCUAGGGGUAGAGACCCACCACCCUCCUGCAGCACCACCCCUACCCCCCCAAUGCUGAAGCAUUUCCUUGCUGCCAGUGGUGAGAGGUGGCUCCACUCCCUGUGCCCUGCAGCUGGAGUCACAUAGGAAACAAGCAGCAAUUAGUGAGGAGUGCUGCCCCCAUGCUGGCCCUAGGAGGAGGAGGAGGAGGAGGAGGAAGGCUACAAAAUGGGAUCCCUGUGCUGCAGAGGUGUUGGGAGCAGGGGACAAACACACUCACCCCUGUUGCCUUCACGUGCCCAUUGCUGCUGGUCCUUGGCCAGUGGGAGAUCCCUGCCUUUGGGGAAGAGCUGCUCCUCCAAGCUCUUGUAAUUGGUAUAAUUAAUAUCCCACGGAUGGCUGGGGAUUCACUGCUGCCUUGGAAGCCCCCCGUGAUCUGUUCUCAGCCCUGUGUGCCUGUGGGUGCCCCCCUGCCCAUCUUGCCCUGCAGAAGCUCCUGAUGAUCUCUCUCAGGAGGUUCCCAGCAUAGCAAUGUCAGAAAUUCUGAGAAGGAGCUUGAAAUGCAGCAUUUUCCCUGGCCUGCAGGCAGCUGGUGGAGAAAAAUGCUUUCUGGGCUUCAGGAUAGGAGCAAACUGCCCCUGGGAUGGUGCUGUGCGUGGGAUGAGGUGUGGAGAUGUGUCCUGGGGCAGCAGAGAGCCAGAGGAAGUAUUGAUCCUUAAAGAUCAAUAUUGCCAGCAGGAACCAGGAACCUCCCUGCCAGGCACACGAUCGAGUCUGGGAAAUCCAAAAAGUGAGACAAGAGCAGGAGCUGCCAGCUGCAGGCCCCAGGGUGCUCAGGACCAGAGGGAGAGUGCUGGGAUUGCAGCUGGAGCAGGAGCCCCUUGCUCUGGGGCAGAGCAGCUGCUGCUGCAGUGGGAUUUCAGCAGGGCUGGGGCACUGGGUCCCUGUGCACCCCACAACCUUCCUCCCCUGGCCUCAUCUCAGCACAAGCUGCAGUGCAACCACCCCUGUGCCUGUGACCUGGGGUCUGCACUGUGUGCCCUGCACCUCACACCCUGCAAACUCCACAUCCCACCCCUUCACCCCCCAUUCCAUAGCCCUGAA